This is a messenger RNA of Salarias fasciatus (jewelled blenny), 1820 nucleotides long. RefSeq names its product MICOS complex subunit MIC13-like. The transcript has 4 exons. Gene Ontology annotation, cellular component: MICOS complex; mitochondrial crista junction. Gene Ontology annotation, biological process: cristae formation. The coding region runs from base 128 to 469 and encodes 113 amino acids. NCBI's taxonomy places the organism in Eukaryota, Metazoa, Chordata, Actinopteri, Blenniiformes, Blenniidae. The record is from RefSeq and is a predicted model, not a curated record.
CUUUAUUGACAGUCCAUUGGAGCACAGGCUUGUCCUUCACUGUGGUAGCGCUGUUUCUCUGCAGCGGAGUGCUUCAUUUUUAAUAACAAUAGCACGUGAUAAAUAGACGAGGGGGGAGCUGUAGACAAUGGCGGCAAAGAUAUUGCCCGUGGUGAAACUUGCCACGAAGGUGACCAUCGCAGGAGGAGCUCUCUACGUUGCUUGUGACUCUGGUCUGUUGGGAAGCAGUGAGCAGGGCUCAGAGGCCCUCCAGAAGGCGAAAGCAGCGAUACCGCCUGCCAUAGAGGAGUGGAUGAAGUACUUUGGACUGGAGACUCAGCUUCCAGCUAUGCCAGAGAUUGAAUUCUCCCCUCUUCAGUCAUGGAACUCUGGAGUCCGGUGGACAAUUUCAACUCUUUCAGAAGCUCCAACAAAAGCAACUGACUACACAAGCCAAGGCUUGCAAUACCUAAAGGACCUCACCAAGUGAACAGGAACUCUCAGGAGGACUUGAAAAUUUCAAUGCAUUUGACUGUUGCACUUCAGAAUGACGUCACUUCUUCAAAAGCUUAAAGGCCAUUUUACACCAGCUGUGGAACGUUCCGGAACGGAUCCACAGCGGAAAAAUGACGUCACGCAGCAGUAGCUCCAGGCAUAGCUAUAUGGUCAUAGAUAUGAACAAGUCUACAAACAGCCCCUAUUGUAAUAAAUGACGGUACUUCCACUGGAUAGGAAUUUUACUUGAGGUUUGACGCACCCCGCAGCUGCAACAGAGUCACAAGUGAUUCAACAGCGAGCCUGUUUUCUCCUCAUAUGACAGCCAACACAACAGGGAUUCUCCAAAAGAUGGCAGACUCGUAAAUCCACAAAUGAUCGGAUGACUGGAUGGUGGUCCUCUAAAAUAAAAAUUCCCCCUUGCACCCUGCAACGCAUAUACAUCUGGUGGGGAUGACAAACCUCCACUGCGGAGCUCCAGAUCCAUUCGGAUACAGCCGGGCUAAUUCUUGUCCAUGUUUCUGUUUGCUGCUGUGUGACGUAAUGUUUCGCUGCUCAUCGGUACCGAAUAUUUUCCGGGUCCAGUGUAAGAUGGUCUUUAGUCUCGCACACGAAAGAGGAGAUCUCUAACCCGAACAACAUCUUCUAACAAAAGAAAUUAAAUCAUACAAUUCAGCUGUGGUGCGUCUUGUGUACGAGCCUCAGGAGCAGCUUGUUUAGUUUAUAAAUAAGAAAGAAAAGCGGUGUGUGACACACAUCAGCUUCCCUCUGCUUCAUUGUUCUCAGUGUCCGUAGUAACAAGAAAUAUGUAGCAGUGCUGCAACUUUGUUGGGAAUGUACAUUUAAAAAAAAAAUGGUUAUAUUGUCCGUAAACCAAAUGAAUUCUAUGAAAACAAAGUGUACAUUAAUUGCUAGAAAACUUGCCAAACCAAGCUAAAUUCUUAAGUUAUCUUAAAAUAUAGCAAUUUCCAACAAAAACAUAAGGAAUAUUUUGAUUUUUUGUACUUUCUUCAAGUUAGGAAGAGAGUUGGCAGUAACAUCUUUAAAGCUCUGCCCAUAGAAACGAGAGAGCAGUUUAAACCUUAUCUGAGCUGUUUUUGUGAAAUGACAAUGUUUUGCACAUUGGAAAAAAAUGGAACUAUUACACAAUUUAGAGUGAGACUGGGAUGAAUUUUCUCCAACCUGUCUUGUUUCUGUUUUAUCUACACCACAAUAAAAAAGUAAACUAUUAGCCUUUUUUGUUUUUUCUUAUGAUCUUAGAAAUGCAUUUUGUAACAUCUUGCUGUUUUUCCACUGUAGAUUAGUUACAUUUUAUGCCAAUAUUGUCAUCUGGGACUUUUAUACAC